Capra hircus (goat) is the source of this 800-nucleotide messenger RNA. RefSeq names its product outer dense fiber of sperm tails 3 (gene CIMAP1A). Gene Ontology annotation, cellular component: outer dense fiber; cytoskeleton. NCBI's taxonomy places the organism in Eukaryota, Metazoa, Chordata, Mammalia, Artiodactyla, Bovidae. The transcript is spliced from 6 exons. The coding region runs from base 1 to 765 and encodes 254 amino acids. The record is from RefSeq and is a predicted model, not a curated record.
AUGGCGGAGGAGGUAUGGGUGGGCUCCUGGAGGCCCCAUCGUCCCCGGGGGCCCAUCAUGGCCCUCUACAGCAGCCCUGGACCCAAGUACCUGAUUCCACCCACCACGGGCUUUGUGAAGCACACGCCCACCAAGCUGCGUGCACCAGCCUACAGCUUCCGCGGGGCUCCCAUGCUCCUGGCAGAGAGCUGCUCCCCAGGGCCCCGCUACAGCGUGAACCCCAAGAUACUGAGGACUGGCAAGGACCUCGGCCCCGCCUACUCCAUCCUGGGGCGCUACCACACAAAGACCACACUGACCCCCGGCCCUGGCGACUACUUUCCAGAGAAAUCUACCAAGCACGUGUUCGACUCGGCGCCCAGCCACUCCAUUUCUGCCCGAACCAAGACCUUCCGAGUGGACAGCACCCCAGGCCCCGCAGCCUACAUGUUGCCCAUGGUGAUGGGCCCCCACACCGUCGGCAAGGUCUCCCAGCCCUCUUUCUCCAUCAAGGGCCGCAGCAAGCUGGGCAGCUUCAGCGACGACCUGCACAAGACCCCAGGUCCCGCAGCCUACCACCAGACUGACGUGCAGGUGACUAAGUUCAAGGCUCCACAGUAUACCAUGGCUGCCCGGGUGGAGCCUCCAGGGGACAAGACCCUAAAGCCAGGACCAGGAGCCCACAGCCCCGAGAAGGUGACGAUGACCAGGCCCUGCGCCCCUGUUGUCUCCUUCGGCAUCAAACACUCUGACUACAUGACGCCCCUGGUCGUGGAUGUGGACUAGCCCCGACCCCACCCCCACGCUGGAAGCCUCUGCAC